Molecule: messenger RNA, 842 nt
Organism: Cicer arietinum (chickpea)
Lineage: Eukaryota; Viridiplantae; Streptophyta; Magnoliopsida; Fabales; Fabaceae
Product: actin-depolymerizing factor 7-like
Biological process (GO): actin filament depolymerization
Cellular component (GO): actin cytoskeleton
Molecular function (GO): actin binding
Source: RefSeq, a predicted model, not a curated record
CAUUCCUUCUGUUGCUCCCAUUUUCCAUUCUCUAAUAUUGCUUCUCUCCCCUUUCUUUCAUUCACACUUUGUUUUGUAGGGCGCUUCUUCCUCAUUGCUGGCAAAAUGGCAAAUGCAGCGUCCGGAAUGGCGGUGCACGACGAUUGCAAACUGAAGUUCCAAGAGCUUAAAGCAAAGAGGAGUUAUCGAUUCAUUGUGUUCAAAAUUGAGCAACAACAAGUCGUGAUCGACAAAAUAGGAGAACCGACGGAAACCUAUGAGGAUUUUCAGGCCUGUUUGCCAGCUGAUGAAUGUCGUUAUGCUGUCUUUGAUUUUGAUUUCACAACUGCAGAGAAUUGUCAGAAAAGCAAGAUCUACUUCAUUGCAUGGUCACCAGAAAUUUCAAGGGUGAGGAUGAAGAUGGUGUAUGCAAGUUCCAAGGAUAGAUUCAAGAGAGAGUUGGAUGGCAUUCAAGUUGAACUUCAAGCAACUGAUCCAAGUGAGAUGAGCUUGGACAUUGUGAAAGGGCGAGCCCUCUGAGUGCCCCUUUUCCUGUCUCAAUUCUCCUUCACAGUUAUAAAUUAAUUAACUCUUUAACUGGUUGUUUCGCGGUUUCGGGGGCCAUCCUGUUAUUGUUUUUUAGCCUGGAUUCAACAAAAAAAAACUAAUCCAAAAAUGUCAUGUAUUGUUAUUGCAUCAUUAUUCCUUAAACUCGGUCGUUGUUCAAGUUUCCUGUCGAUCUUGGUUUAGUCUCAAAACACGUGCGUGUGCGUGGCUGGUUCAAGAUUAGUAAGCAUCUAUUACUUUUGCUACUCUGCCAAGUUUCCAAUGAAACCAAUGGAUUUUUUUUUUUGUUUCACUUG